This is a messenger RNA of Labeo rohita (rohu), 2581 nucleotides long. It is a transcript of the gene lmod2a, whose product is annotated as leiomodin 2 (cardiac) a. NCBI's taxonomy places the organism in Eukaryota, Metazoa, Chordata, Actinopteri, Cypriniformes, Cyprinidae. The record is from RefSeq and is a predicted model, not a curated record. The transcript is spliced from 3 exons. Gene Ontology annotation, biological process: muscle contraction; myofibril assembly; pointed-end actin filament capping. Gene Ontology annotation, cellular component: striated muscle thin filament; myofibril. Gene Ontology annotation, molecular function: tropomyosin binding; actin binding. Bases 126 to 1562 code for a protein of 478 amino acids.
UUAAGUUCUUCCACCAGCUUCCUAGAUUAGACUAACGCACGCCCACAAGCCUGCACUAAUCCCACAUUCAAGUACUGAGGCAGCAUAAAAGUUCAUACUCACAAAGGAGACAUAGCGGUACAAGAAUGAGCAACUUUGGGUACCACAAACAGCUUGGCAAGUAUGAGGACAUUGAUGAAGAUGAACUUCUGGCCUCCCUGACACUUGAAGAAAUCCAGGAGCUAGAGAAGGUUAUGGCUGAAAUAGAGCCGGAUACGAACAUACCAACUGGGCUAAGGCAAGAGGACCAGACGGCCAAGCAGCCAACGGGUACUUUUUGCCGAGAGGCUCUGCUGAAGUACUGGGAGGACGAGACUCACAGAUUGUUAGAGGACAGCAUGGAUGAGUGCCAGACAGAUAAGAGCGAAGAGGAAUGUGGCAGUGAAGAGCCUGAGGAUAACGAAGAGGAGGGAGAGCAACAAAACUGGGGGCUCAGAACAGGGGCCGAUGGAGAGAAACAAACUAGGUCAAGCAAUUGGAAUUUUGUGGACUUGUCCCAGUUAGAUUGCAAGAGGAAUGGUCAAAAACCUAAAGGCAUUCAUAAAGGCGCCCUCCACCAUCACAUUACACCAGAGAGGUCAAGUGGUAACCCUACUGAUAUUGUUAAGACCUUGGAGAACAUCUUGAGUGAUGACACCUCUUUGAGCGAAGUUAAUCUAAACAACAUUGAGAACAUAUCCCAAGAGGUUUUGGUGAGCUUUGCUGAUGCCUUAACCUCCAACACUCACGUUGAGGUUUUCAGCCUUGCCAACACUCAUGCGGAUGACCAAGUAGCUUUUGCCUUGGGCAAAAUGCUGAAAAAGAACUGCAGCAUCACCAACCUUAAUGUUGAGUCCAACUUCAUUUCAGGCAAAGGUAUCCUGGCUUUGAUUGGCUCACUUCAGCACAACACAACACUAGUGGAGCUCCGUUUCCACAACCAGCGCCACAUCUGUGGAGGCCAAGUGGAGAUGGAAAUGGUGAAAAUGCUGAGGGACAACACCACUUUGUUGAAACUGGGAUACCACUUUGACUUACCAGGCCCAAGGAUGAGCGCAACAGGUAUUUUAACCCGCAACCAGGACCGCCAGAGGCAAAGGCGGCUAGAACAAAGAAGGGAACUAGACAAUCUAGAAAGAAGUAAGGAACAAUCAAAGAUGUUGGAUACUGUGGACAAUACGAAGUCCCUUCAUUUCCAGAUUCCAGAUGCUACACAAGGAAAGCAGCACUUGGUCUCUUCUCACUUACCAAACCCACACAGUCAACCAAAGGUUGUGAAUAACGUGCCAACUAGAAAAAUUGCUGAAAUGGUCAAGCAACAAGAAGAAACAGCAAUGGACAGUAUCAAUCACAAAGGACACAAACUCACAGGGGACAAACAUGGCAAGAAUAUUCUUCAACUUGAAAACCCAGUACCUUUAAGAAGAAAAGAUGACAGAAAGAGUCUAGCAAGCACCCAGAGGUCAACACGUGAUGAUCUACUAGCAGCUAUUCGUGGAAGCAGCAUGGGUACACUACGAAGGGUCACCAAUAACCAUCGUUAAGGUAUAAAACGCCUCAUAAAAGAUGAAUCUGUAAAACAACAGAACACAAAUGAAAAUGUUUGUUCUCUUAUCUGGGACUGAAUCUGAACUACAUUAUUUAUACAUGUAUUCAAACAUGAAAAAGUGUUUUUUUGUAGUUUUUUUUUUUUAAAUCGCAUCCAACAUAAAGGUUUUUGUGUACGUGUGUGUCUACUGUGUAUAUUUAUUAUCUAUAUAGAAAUACACACACAUGCAAGUAUAUAUUUAAGAAAAAUGUUGUUUAUAUAUUUAACAUAUAUAAUACAAAUAUAAUAUAAAUGUAAAUGUAUACAUAAAAAUAUUUUCAAAAUAUAUACUGUAUGUGUGUCUCUUUACACAUACACAAUAUGCACAGUCCACACACAAAUAUAAUAUAAACAAAAACUUAUUUUGGAUGCGAUUAAUCGCGAUUAAUCAUUGCCAACAUUAGUUUUUUGGUAACCUCUUUCCACCAACAAAAUAUUUUGCUCAUUAAGUACAGGUAAGCACAGCUGCUUAGUAACUUAUAGCAUAUAGGAAAGAAUAAAAUCCAAAAAGAAAAUACUUACAUUGAAAGCCGACUGCCAUAAUUCAGACUCCAAUGAAUUGGUCAAGGUUGAUCCAGUUUGAUCCAUAAUUUCGGCCAUCAAAGAUACAGGUAUAAAAGUAUUAUGGUAAAAAUAGGUUUAAAAAAAAAAAAGUAGGUUAUUAAAAAGAAAAGCACUGUAUCUCAGGUUUGUAAAUAUUACCAUUUAUUUAAGUAUAGAAUUUAGUGUUUUCAUUCCACAUUCCAACCCUCUUGUAACAUCUGAUGUCAAUUUUACAUUUUUUUCAGCACUAUCCUUACAGGACAAGGACAGCAAAUUCAGUUCAGACAGACAAUACUGUUAAACCAGCAUUAAUUGUACACAAAGGUUUGUAGUUUUUUUUUUUUCUCAUGACCUUAAAUGUAGUUAUCAGUCAAGCAUUGACCUGUAAAAGCUUCUAACAAACGGAAGUUUAAUUGCUUUUUUUUUUUCUUU